Silurus meridionalis is the source of this 2902-nucleotide messenger RNA. RefSeq names its product complement factor B. Gene Ontology annotation, biological process: proteolysis; complement activation. Bases 25 to 2577 code for a protein of 850 amino acids. The transcript is spliced from 19 exons. Gene Ontology annotation, cellular component: extracellular region. The record is from RefSeq and is a predicted model, not a curated record. Lineage: Eukaryota; Metazoa; Chordata; Actinopteri; Siluriformes; Siluridae. Gene Ontology annotation, molecular function: serine-type endopeptidase activity.
UUCAACAGCCGACAUUAGAGUUUAAUGAUCAGGUUCAUAAUGCAUUUCACCACUGCCUGUCUUUUAAGUUUAGCUUUUUUUAUUUCUAUUGGUAAAGUUCAUUUAGAAGAUGACUAUGACUAUGACUAUGAUGACCAAAAGUGCAGUAUGACAGAAUCUAUUAUUGGAGGUACAGUCGAAUAUUCUAAAGAGGGCAAAAAAGGAAGUGAAGUAACCUACUACUGCAAAGAUGGAUUUAAACCCUACCCAAUCUACAAGAAAACCUGCAGCUCUAAAGGAAAAUGGGAGCCAGAAAUAUCCAGGGUGAUAUGUGAUGAGGAAUCGGAUUAUGGUGAAAGCGUGGAACCCCAAAAGAACUGCUCUGUGGCAAACGUUAUAAAUGAAGGCAGCGUUUCCUACUCUAAUGAAGGCUUAGAAGGCAGUGUGCUGACAUACCACUGUAAAGUAGGAUACUACCCUCAUCCAGUCAGCAAAAGAGUUUGUAACUCAGAUGGGGAGUGGUCAAUCAUGACAUUGCCUUCUGGCAAGAUAGUGUCUACUGCCACGUGCAAAGAGAUUCUUUGCCCAGCACAGCUUCAGCUGUAUAAUGGCCAGUUUUGGCCCAGGAAACAACUGUUUAAAAUUGGAGAAGUGCAGGAAUUCUCAUGCAGGGAGGGUUUGACCUUGUCUGGUUCAGCCAAGCGGAACUGCACUGAAUGGGGCCACUGGACGGGUACACCUCCAGUGUGCAUUGAUCAAAAUGAUGGCUGCAAAGAUCCAGGGACUCCACCUGGAGCUAUACGCUCUGGAGACCGCUUUCAGAUUGGUGACAGAGUAAAAUAUCGCUGCCUGUCAGGCAUGGAUUUACUGGGGUCUGAAGUGAGAGCAUGUCUAGAUUCAAAAGAAUGGAGUGGACCUGAGCCACGUUGCCAUGCCCCCUAUAUGUUUGAUUUACCAGCAAGUGUGGCUCAAGCCAUGGCUGGUUCACUAUCUGGUGUAAUGGAUGUUUCAUCUCCUGAGUUUAAAAAGAAGAAAACCCCUGAAUUUGGAAGAAACAUUAAAAUUGAAAAAGGUCAAUUCAACAUUUUCAUUCUCAUAGACACAUCAGGAAGCAUUCAGCAGUCUGAGUUUGAAAAUGCAAAGGCAGCCACUGCUAACCUUAUACGCAAGUUAAGUAGCUAUGAUGUUACAAUGAAGUUUGAUAUAAUUUCCUAUGCCAGUGAGCCUCAAGACAUUGUAAAGGUUUCCGAUUUUAUUAGUGGCAACACAGAUAUAGUCCUGGAGAAAUUAAGCAAGUUUGAUCAAACAAAACAUGGGAAAAAGACUGGUACCAAUCUCUAUAAAGCCCUCAAGGCUGUGGAGGAACGACUUGCCAACCUCAAGGCUUCAAAUAUUGAUGAGUUCACUAAGACUCAAAAUGUCAUUCUCAUUGAGACUGAUGGUUACUCCAACAUGGGAGGAAACCCACAAUAUGUUCUGGGUUUGAUUCGUGAUCUCUUCAACUACAGCAGCUCUAUAGAUAACUCAAAUGAGGAGCUUCUUGAUGUCUAUGUGUUUGGCAUUGGUGCAAAUGUAAAGAUACAAGAGCUGAAAAGUCUAGCUUCCAAUAAAAUCAGAGAGAGGCAUCUUUUUAUCCUAAAAAAUUAUAAGGAUCUUGGCGACGUCUUCAAUAGAAUGAUUAAUGAUUCUGCUGUAACCAAGUGUGGAGUGGCUCAAGAACUGGUUUAUAAAACUGAUGAUGAUUUUGAUGAGCCACCAAAAGAUGCUUAUAGCAGGCCUUGGCAUGUUUCUGUUAGUUGGCAAGGAAUGCCAUGCCAGGGCUCACUUUUGAAUGAAAAUUGGGUGAUCACAGCUGCACAUUGUCUGAUGAAACUAAACUAUGGUUUGAUGAAAUGGGCAAAUGCCACGGACGUGCGCAUUACACAUGGUGAGGGAACGGUAUAUGGCUCAUUGCUAAUUUCUCAUCCGAAUUUUAAUGUCACAAAACUCAAGGAGAAGAAAAUCAACGAGUUUUAUGACUAUGAUGUUGCACUGAUUAAACUGAACAGUAGCAUUAAGCUGACCUACAAAGCAAGGCCAAUUUGUUUGCCAUGCACAAAACCUUCAAAUCAUGCUCUGAAGAUGCAUAACAAAACUACUUGCAAGGAGCAUGAAAACACCCUGCUUGAUUCACAGCAGACUACAGCCUACUUCAUCCGUCAGGGAAAAACCCGAAUGCAGACUCAUAUCCAGAGCGGAGAAAAGAGAGUCCACUGCAUUGAGCAGUUCAGGCCUGAAUUGCCUUUGAACAACGAGGUGUCUUUGACUGAUGUUGUCACAGACAGGUUCCUGUGUACUGGAGGAUCACAGAAAUACAAGGAUCAUAUUACCUGCAAAGGAGACUCUGGAGGUUCUCUCUUCCUUCGUAAGGGAUUACGUUACUUCCAGGUGGGAGUCGUGAGCUGGGGCAAUACGUUAAAGUGUGAAUCGACUACACCAGCUGACUUUGAUGAUCCUCCUGAGAAUGCUCGUGAUUUCCACAUCAGUGUGUUCUCCAUUAUGCCCUGGCUUAUGGAACACCUGGGCAAUGAAAUUGAAUUCCUGCCAUUGGAGAACUGAAUUAAGCAGGAAAGUUGACCAAACGUUUAAAUAUAACCUGUUUUGUUUUCUAAUUACUUUCCUAAAUAACUACUCAAACAGUCUCCAGUUAAAAAUAUAUUUAAUUGGAGUUUUAAACUUAACAUAAGUUUUAUGAACCCCUAAUAACUAGGGGUAUAAUGACCCAUCAAAAUCCAUAAUGUGACUAUAUCAUAAUCAUGUUUGAUACACACUGUGGACAUCAGCUUUUUAAUCAUUAUGCGUCUAAUGCACCGAUACUGUUUGUACACCAGGGGUCUCAAACUGCACAUCCAAUAGAACUCAAAUAAAAGCUGGAGAACUUCGA